This is a messenger RNA of Olea europaea var. sylvestris, 2979 nucleotides long. Its product is annotated as plant-specific TFIIB-related protein PTF2-like. The transcript has 2 exons. The record is from RefSeq and is a predicted model, not a curated record. NCBI's taxonomy places the organism in Eukaryota, Viridiplantae, Streptophyta, Magnoliopsida, Lamiales, Oleaceae. Bases 1196 to 1852 code for a protein of 218 amino acids.
UCCAAAUGCCCCAAAAUAAAUCUUCUUUUAGAAGCCAAAUUUUAUUCUUUCUUCCUCCUCGUGUCCUCCGGUCACAGACUCGCAGCCCUCCACCCGCCAAUUUCUUCCUCCGGCAGCCGGCAUCAAGAUUUACAAAAAAUAAGUGCACCAUUCUUCUGAUUCUAGCAAUUGCUUAAUUGUAUUCGUCUCGAUUCUUUAUUGCUUUCGGUAGAAACAAUCUUCCCAAUACAAAUAAAUAGUUUCAGCAAUUCUGAUUGAAAGAUGAACACUUCUCGUCCCUGCAAGAGCUGCAGGAAGAGAACUCUCCUCCCGGAUGAUGUAACAGGCAAUAUGGUCUGUACAUCAUGUGGUGUAGUUCAAGAUUUCGACAAUUUUCAAGCCCAUAUUGGUGGCAUUACCGGCCCUGCUGGCACCUAUGUCCGUGUGGGCACUGCUGGCACUGGCAGUGCUUACAAUUGUAAAGAAAGUAAAAUAUAAGAGGCCCAAAAGUUUAUUGCCAAUUUUAUGUUUAAAUUAGGACUUUCGGGUUCAAAAUCCCAUGAGGUUAAGGUUAUGGUAGAGACAAUUACAACAGGUGAAUAUGGUCAAGGGAAAUGGUUUCCGGUUUUCAUUGGUGCUUGUGCUUAUGUUGUGAUGAGGAUGGAUAAGAAGAUCUUGCCAAUUGAAGAAGUAGUGGAUUUGGUGGGGUGUGAUGUUUAUGAAUUGGGUUGGAUGAUUAACCGAGUUGUGGAUUUUCUUGAUUUGAAGUUGCCGGAGUUUGACAUUGUGAAUUCACUCGAGCAUGUUAUUAGGAAUUAUCCGAUGUUUAAUAAGAUUUGGAGGAUGUGGUUCAGAGGAUGUUGAAGCAAGGGGUGUUUUUGAUGCAAUGUUUGAUCAAGUGGUUCUUGACCACGGGAAAGAGGCCGUGGCGGUGGUGGCUGCAGUUUUAGUUUUUGUUGGGGAGUUGAAUCAAUUAGAUUUGAAGCUUGAAGAUGUGGCAAAGAAGUUACACUUGUCGAUUAUUACCUGUAGGCGUAGGUACAAGGAACUUCUGGAGAGGCUUGUAAAAGUGGCUCGAGCUUUGCCGUGGGGUGAAGAUGUCACAGUGAAGAAUAUUAUGAAGAAUGCUCCAAAUGUGAUUCAGUACAUGGAAAUGAAGUCGAUGAGCCAAUUUGGUUAGAAGGGGAAAAACUUUGAGCAUGUCGAAUUUGAUCUGAUGGAAGUGGUUGCUGACUGUCUGAGCAAAGAAACCGGAUAUGGGUUAGAUAUUUAUACAACUGAGAAUUGCUCCGUGCAGUAUUUUGAGGCAAAUCAUCAGUCACCUCUAAGAAUUGAAUAUCCAGAUAAAUUUCAGAUUUCUCCAGAAUGUUUGACCAUGAUUUAUUUUAAGUUCUUGGAUGAGGUUCCUGCACUCGAGGCUAAAUCAGAAAGGUCCAAGGAUAGCAAAAGGAAGAGAGGAAAAAGUUUUGACCUUCAUUCAUGUACAGAUUGGUGGAAGGGUAAAUCAGAUUUUAGUAAAAAGCUUUUGUUGAAGCAGGUAUUUGAGAAAGAUAUAGGAUUGGAUAUUUCACCACCAUUUUUUGAUAGGGGAUGUUUAGCUUCUGCAAUUAGGCAAGAAAAGAUAAAAGCUUCCAACCUGCGAAUCCAGAAGAUUAUGCAUCCACUUGCAGCUGAUUCCGAUGAUGGGAAUGAUAUUUGUGCCUUCAAACAUAUAAACUCUGGGAAGAAACAAAGGAAAAUGCGAGUGGAUAUUGAUUGGGAAGAUCUCAUCAUUGAAACUCUCCUCCUUCAUAAUGUAAAGGAAGAGGAGAUAGAAAAUGUACACUAUAAUGUUUUGUUGGAUUUGCAUGUUUUUGACUAUGGCAAUUUGUGAUUGGCUUCGACAAGGAGCAGUUUUAUUAAAGCUCGAAAACUGCAUUUUGGCACAUCAAAAUAUGUUGAUGUCUCUUGCCAAGACAGAUUGUCAUCAUGUGGACCUUCUACAAGCAGAAAGAUAUUCUACAUUCUAAAAUCUGGCAGUGUUGUUAAAGCUCAAAAACUGCAUUUUGGUACAUAAAAAUAUGUUUACAUGUUUCUCACCGAGGCAGACUCUCUUCGUGUAAAACUUCUACACGCACAAAGAUAUUUUGUACUCUAAUCAGCCCCUCAAAUUCAUACAACAUUGAUUAUUUUGCAAUAAAGGUAAUUCGACGGCUUCUUGGGUGCAAAAGCUUUAAAUGGGAAUGGUGAUUAUGUGAUUACAGUCUGCGAAAUCUUUGGGAAAAAUGGACUGCAGUAGAUCUGUGGCUACUUCAGUUGACUCUUGUUUCUCGUUCCUGUUGCGCAGCCAUGAUUUGCAUCUUGGCUAUUUCCUCUUUUUAAAUUUGGGUUCUCUUGUCUUUCUAUAUCUGCCUUUGCUAGUGUGAAAAAGGCUAAUGACUUCGAUUUUCAUAAUUUUCCUUCAAUCUACAAUAUAUCACGCCUAUUGGUGAAAUUAGUUUAAUGAGGCUGUUCAGCUAAGGUGCUUGCACGACAUUGUAUUGUAAAAGAAGAAGUUAAUGCUGAUAAAAUAUACACUUAAAAGCCAUAUAACAGAACUCGAAGUGCUAAUUAUGUACUUUUCAAGUGACUGUAAAGCUAAGCGAUUCAUUUAAGGCUGCUUUAAAUUUUGUCACUGAUGUGAUUAUCUGGGAUGAUGUUUAUGUUCUUAAAAGUAAAAUGUAAAAUUACAAUAGCAAAACUAUAUUCUCCGUUGAUUUUAGGAGUUAAUUACUAGUGCCAGUGUCACCUGAUGCCUUUAGAAGUGCAAUCUUCUGGUAUUUAGGAUGCUCAAAAGCUUUCUUGAUAAGGAAAGUAGAAGAGUACUUAUUGUGUUUUGCCAGAAAGUUGAAAUUGUUAAGUUAUUUAUUUGUUGUUCCGAGUGACCUAUGUAAUAGUAGCGAGUGAAAUGGAAAAACCUAUGCGAAAGCAAUUUUUCAAAUUCCUUUUUAAUUUUCCCUUUUUGUAAAUUUUGUUGCAGUC